Messenger RNA from Solanum stenotomum, 1338 nucleotides. RefSeq lists its product as uncharacterized. The transcript is spliced from 3 exons. NCBI's taxonomy places the organism in Eukaryota, Viridiplantae, Streptophyta, Magnoliopsida, Solanales, Solanaceae. The record is from RefSeq and is a predicted model, not a curated record. Gene Ontology annotation, molecular function: nucleic acid binding; zinc ion binding. Bases 1 to 1338 code for a protein of 445 amino acids.
AUGAUAAGGGGUAAACCAUCGGCUGAAUAUAGACAGAUGCCGAGAUACAUAUACAUGCUAAAUACUAUUUAUCCAAAUUCUUAUAUAAGGAUGCAGAAGACUGAGGAAGAUGAAUUUAUGUAUCUGUUCGUAGCCUUAAGACCAUUGAUUAAGGGGUUCGAUUACUGCGGACCAAUAGUUGUUGUCGAUGGUGCACAUCUGGGCGAAGCUUACAAAGGGACAUUUGUAUCAGCAAGCACACUUGAUGGGGCAGGUUGCAUAUCUCCAUUGGCAUAUAGUGUUGUGGACACUGAAAAUGACUGUUCUUGGACAUGGUUCUUCGAACAAUUCAAAAAUGCAUUUGGCGAGCGCGAAGAAAUGUGUGUUGUAUCAGAUAGGAAUGAGAGUAUUAUGAAGAGUGUAACGAUUGUGUUCCCAAAUAUACCUCAUUAUGCAUGCAUAUGGCAUCUUUGGAAGAAUGUCUGUGAAAACUUCAAAAGGAGCAGAAACACCCUAAGUGAUCUAUUUUACUCUAUGGCCAAGGGAUACAUAAAGGAGGAUUUUGAUAAAUUGAUGGCUAAGGUUGAUAAAAUUGAUCACAGGGUUAAGGAGUACAUUGAGGAUGCCGGGUAUGAGAAGUGGUCGAGAGUUCAUUCAACAGUAAAUAGAGAUAGAAUGAUGACUUCGAACAUUGCAGAAUUUAUCAAUGGUUGUCUUGUUGAAGCACGACAAUUGUCUAUAUUAGAAUUAUUGGAAGAAGUUAGAAUUCUAUUUGGUUCUUGGCAUUGCAAAAACAGAGAAAUAGCCUCUUAUACAAAGGACACAUUGGGGAGAAGAUUUGAGGAGGUAUUGAUUAUAAACGCGUCUAAAAGUUCGAUGAUGGAGGUAUGUGUCAUGAUACAUUAUUUUAUAUUCUAUGUUGUUCCAUCAUCUGAAUUUAUUUUCUCGGUUUAUGAAGCUGGAAGAAGAUACAUUGUUUGUCUUGAGCAGAAAGUAUGUUCUUGUGGAAGAUUUCACCUAGAUGAGAUACCUUGCGCACAUGCAAUCGUUGUUUUAAAGGAAAAGAAUGUUAAAGAUAUGCAUCUAUAUUGCUCUGAUUACUACAAGCCUGAUGUAUUAGCAAAAACAUAUGAGAUUCUAAUGGUUCCAAUGCCAGAUAAGGAAGAUUGGUCAGCUCUUGAGGAUGUUGUAGCUGAAACUGUGUAUCCACCUAGAUACAGACGAUUAGCUGGACGACCAAGGAAAAGAAGAAAAAAGAAUGCAGAUGAAAAGAUUACAGUGAACACAAAUUGUUGUGGACAAUGUGGACAAAAAGGUCACAACAGAAGAACUUGUACUUUCUUUCCAAAAGAAAAGUGA